This is a messenger RNA of Penicillium alfredii, 1332 nucleotides long. RefSeq names its product DUF890 domain protein. Gene Ontology annotation, biological process: rRNA base methylation. Gene Ontology annotation, molecular function: 23S rRNA (adenine(1618)-N(6))-methyltransferase activity. The annotation marks the transcript as partial. Gene Ontology annotation, cellular component: nucleus. The transcript is spliced from 10 exons. The record is from RefSeq and is a predicted model, not a curated record. NCBI's taxonomy places the organism in Eukaryota, Fungi, Ascomycota, Eurotiomycetes, Eurotiales, Aspergillaceae.
AUGGAAUCCACGCGCAGCCUCUACAAAAACGGGGUUGAUUUCGCAGCCCUCGCACUUCAGUCGCAUGACUUCGCCAAGCAUCUAAACCAAAAUGGCCAGCUCGAAUUUAAUGAUCCAGCCGCAGUCCGACAAUUAACGAUCAGCCUGCUGCAGCAGGACUUUGGUCUCAAGGUUGAGAUCCCUGAGGACCGCCUGUGUCCACCGGUGCCCAAUAGGCUCAACUAUAUCCUGUGGCUGCAGGACCUUCUCGACUCCAGCGCGGGAACUCUUCGGGGAGAAUAUGAUGGCGAUCGAGAGGUUGUUGGCCUCGAUAUCGGCACGGGAUGCUGCGGCAUCUACCCACUGCUAGGAUGCAGGGUCCGGCCCUUGUGGAAGUUUGUGGCGACGGACAUCGAUGAAAACAACGUGCGCACCGCCCAACACAAUGUAGUCCUCAACAAUCUAGAAUCGCACGUGCAUAUUGUUCAGACCAAACCUGAAGACAAUCUCUUCCCGCUCGGAAAACUUGAUCGUGGAACUCUUGAUUUUACCAUGUGCAAUCCGCCAUUCUACACAUCGCGUGACGAAUUGAUACAAUCUGCAGAGGCCAAGACACGACCUCCAUUCUCGGCAUGCACGGGCACCGAGGUGGAGAUGGUCACCCGCGGCGGCGAGGUCGCCUUCGUCACCCGCAUGAUAGAAGAAAGUUUGCGGCUUCGAGACCGUAUUCAGUGGUACACAUCUAUGCUGGGCAAGCUCAGCAGUGUCACCGUAUUAGUUGAAUUGCUGAUCAAAAACGACAACCACAACUAUGCCGUUACCGAAUUUGUGCAGGGCAGUAAAACGAAGCGCUGGGCAGUAGCGUGGUCGUGGGGUGACCGGCGUCCUGCGAUGUAUACGGCCCGAGGCAUCCCGGGUUUCCCUAAACAUCUCCUCCCUUUCCCUGCUGACUAUACAUUUGCUUUAUCCCCCGAAACAUCCAUUGAUGCAGCCAGCGCUACCCUUGACAGUGAGCUCGGCUCCCUAUCUUGGCAUUGGACCUGGGACCGCAGUCUUUCUGCAGGUGUGGGGUUCGCAGCAGAAAAUGUCUGGUCCAGACAAGCACGUCGCAAGAUGAAGCUUGCGGGUCAAGAAGGUGCCUCGAACAAGCCAGCGGGUAUGCCAGAGCAGGUAGCGCUUGGAGUACGGGUGCAGCUACGGCUGAGCGGAACAUCACAGACUCCAAACAAGCAGAAUGUCCACACCGUCGUGCAGUGGAUCCAGGGGACUGACAGUGUGCUAUUUGAGAGUUUCUGUGGAAUGGUGAAGAGAAAGAUGGAGGGGGAAAUAGAGCAGCGUUACUGCUGGGGACUU